AUGGCCGUCAAGGCUGGCCUAUACAGUCAAGGCUUGACGGUCGAUUUUCAGUGCUCCUCAGGUUAUUGCACUUUCCCAGACGAGAUCUACACGUUCGGCUAUACGCACAGUUGCGAAGACAUCGCCACCGAACUACGUUGCACUUCAACCCAGCGGCAGCAGAACAUCUCCAUCCUCGCCACGGAUCCCCAGACGCAAAUGCCCUUCGAUAGCUGGGAGAUCAUCAACGUCACCGACUUCCAGAUGGGACUGCCUUCCGGCCUCAAAGCGAGGGACUCGUACACCGACACCGAAGCUUACUAUCAAGACCGAUGGGUCAUGGCGUAUAAUAACGACAUCACUGCCGUGGAGCUGCUCAUGCUCAAUGUCGAAUACGUCGUCGUCCCCCAAGCUGUAAUGACAGCAAAACAGGCAACUGGACGAGCAGAGGCUAUGGUGCCGCCAGAUGCACACUCAGGACGGUAG
Messenger RNA from Cladophialophora carrionii CBS 160.54, 465 nucleotides. RefSeq lists its product as uncharacterized. Bases 1 to 465 code for a protein of 154 amino acids. The record is from RefSeq and is a predicted model, not a curated record. Lineage: Eukaryota; Fungi; Ascomycota; Eurotiomycetes; Chaetothyriales; Herpotrichiellaceae. The transcript has a single exon.